UAGAUUCCAGUGAGAGAGGAGACAGAGAUCUUAUAGUCUUGGUUGGAGCUGGGUGGGGUUUCUCUCACUCAUUGUUUCUUCUCUUCCGUUUCCUUUCAGAUCCCCACCUCCACCUUCCCACCAGAUCUAAACUCCAUUCCGUUUCGUGUUUCUUCUUCUUCUUCUUCUUCUGCUGCCGAUUGCUUCGCCUCUCUUCCUGCCAUCGGGGCAUUAUGGCACCCAAACCAAGCUCAGGUGAUGGUAGGACAAGGAGUUGGGUCCAAAUUUUUAUAGUUGUAGGAUUGUGUCUUUUCUUCUACAUACUAGGGGCAUGGCAGCGGAGUGGGUUUGGGAAGGGAGAUAGUAUAGCUAUGGAGAUUACUAAGACUGGAUCUGACUGCAAUAUCGUUUCGAAUUUGAAUUUUGAGACGCAUCAUGGAGGUGAGGUCGAGACUAUUAAUGAGUCGGAAUCAAAAUCUAAAAUAUUUGAGCCAUGUAAAUCUCGAUAUACGGAUUAUACUCCUUGUCAAGAUCAAAGGCGUGCAAUGACCUUCCCCAGGAAUAACAUGAUUUAUCGUGAGAGACAUUGCCCUGCUGAGGAAGAAAAGUUGCAUUGUUUGAUACCAGCCCCCAAAGGAUAUGUAACACCCUUCCCUUGGCCAAAAAGUCGAGACUAUGUUCCAUUUGCGAAUGCACCGUAUAAGAGUUUGACCGUCGAGAAAGCUAUACAGAACUGGAUUCAGUAUGAAGGCAAUGUAUUUAGGUUCCCUGGUGGAGGAACUCAGUUUCCUCAAGGGGCUGAUAAGUACAUCGAUCAACUUGCUGCUGUGAUUCCUAUUAAAAAUGGGACAGUUAGGACAGCUCUUGAUACUGGUUGCGGGGUUGCCAGUUGGGGUGCGUAUCUUCUAAGUAGAAAUGUGCUAGCCAUGUCAUUUGCACCACGAGACUCUCACGAAGCACAGGUUCAAUUUGCUCUUGAAAGAGGAGUGCCUGCAGUUAUUGGUGUUCUGGGUACCAUUAAGCUGCCUUAUCCAUCUAGAGCCUUUGACAUGGCUCAUUGUUCUCGCUGCUUAAUCCCGUGGGGUGGAAAUGAUGGAACAUACCUAAUGGAAGUUGAUCGAGUUCUGAGGCCAGGUGGUUAUUGGGUGCUUUCGGGUCCUCCAAUCAACUGGAAGACUAAUUAUAAGUCAUGGCAGCGCCCUAGAGAUGAACUUGAGGAGGAGCAGAGAAAGAUUGAGGAUAUUGCCAAGCUUCUUUGCUGGGAAAAGAAGUUUGAGAAGGGUGAAAUUGCUAUUUGGCAGAAGAGAGUAAAUACUGAUUCAUGCCCUGACAGACAGGAUGAUUCUCGUGAUAUCUUUUGCAAAUCUCCAGUAUCAGACGAUGUCUGGUAUGAAAAAAUGGAGACCUGUAUCACUCCAUAUCCUACUGUUGAGAGCUCUGAUGAGGUUGCCGGUGGUGAACUGAAGACAUUUCCUUCAAGGCUUUAUGCUGUACCUCCUAGAAUUUCUAGUGGUUCUAUUCCUGGAAUUUCUGUUGAGGCCUAUCAUGAGGACAAUAACAAAUGGAAGAGGCAUGUGAAGGCUUACAAGAAGAUCAAUAAACUUAUUGAUACUGGAAGAUAUCGUAACAUUAUGGAUAUGAAUGCUGGUUUGGGAAGCUUUGCCGCAGCCCUUGAAUCUUCUAAACUAUGGGUAAUGAACGUGGUACCCACAAUAGCCGAGAAAAAUACUCUUGGUGCCAUCUAUGAACGAGGAUUAAUUGGCAUUUACCAUGACUGGUGUGAAGCUUUCUCCACUUAUCCUAGGACGUAUGAUCUCAUUCAUGCCCAUGCCAUUUUCCGUUUGUACAAGGACAAAUGCAAGAUGGAGGACAUUCUUCUGGAAAUGGACAGGAUUUUGAGACCGGAAGGAGCAGUGAUAUUCCGGGACGAAGUGGACGUACUUGUUAAGGUAAAGAAGAUGAUAGGAGGAAUGAGAUGGGAUGCAAAAAUGGUGGAUCAUGAGGAUGGUCCUCUGGUGGCUGAGAAGAUACUGGUUGCUGUGAAGCAGUAUUGGGUCGUAGGUGGAAACAACUCCACAUCACACUGAAAUUUCUUUCCAGGGCUGCUUACAAAAUUCCGUCGCUCAACAUACAACGCCCUCCUCCCCCGUAAUAUACUCUUUUUUUCUACACACCACGGAGGGAAAGUGGGAGAACGCAGAGCCCAGCUAAGCUAGCUAGCUUCGUUUAGCUGCAGGUGCGCUUUGUUUCAAAAUUUCCCCUGUUUUUUGAGCCUGUCUGUUGUGACCAAGACAAUUACUGCCUUAGCUCCCAUUUUUAUGUGCUAAUUGUGUUGUCUAAUUUAUUAUAUCCACGCACCCCUUUCAAAGAAAGAAACUUCCAUGUCGGGUCGAAAAAACAUCAUAGUUGGGUUGGGUUGGGUUGGGUUGGAUUGAGUUCGGUUGUUUUCUCUUAUCUGCCUUCUCUGUAAUUCUAUUAUGUUACUAACUUAUAUAAUGCCUAUAUCUUUGGUAAUUUAUUUU
Cucurbita pepo subsp. pepo (vegetable marrow) is the source of this 2501-nucleotide messenger RNA. RefSeq names its product putative methyltransferase PMT2. Gene Ontology annotation, molecular function: methyltransferase activity. Lineage: Eukaryota; Viridiplantae; Streptophyta; Magnoliopsida; Cucurbitales; Cucurbitaceae. The record is from RefSeq and is a predicted model, not a curated record. Gene Ontology annotation, cellular component: trans-Golgi network; endosome; cytoplasm.